CCUGGACCCCAGGAUUCAUGCCCCCGUCUGUCCGAAGCUGCGGUGCACGCCGCCGCCGGCGGGAGGCAGUAGAGACCGACAAAAGGUCGGCGCUCCCCGCCGGGAGCCGGGUGCCGGGAACUUGGGGUGGGGGUCUGGCGGCUCGCGGGCAUGGCGGAGGGGCCUGAAGGGCGAGCCGGGACGCCUGUGUUCCCGGAGCUCCGGAGAUCCCCGGCGGCAAGGGCAGGGGCGCUAUUCUGGGGCAGCAGCUGUUGCGGUUCCGGCAUCUCCAGCCAAGGGAUCAAAAUUCCCCGGGUGGGAACUCCCCCCUCUCCCUCCCGGCGGGCACCCCUCACCCGGCCCCCGCCGCCCUGGACUAGGGGUGGUGGUGGUGCUGGAGAUUAACUAGGGAACCCGAGUGCCGCUAAUUAUAACUCGGGGCUUCCGCUGAGCCUCCCCUUCCCCAAAAAUAGAGAUGGAGUCUCCGCGGGAGAGGGGUCCUGGGCCUCGGAGGGGGCCUCGGCUGGGCGCUACGCAGGGGGGCUGGACUCGCGGCUCUCCGGAUGGGGGGGCCCAGCCAGCGCCAAGAACCUGCGCAGCAGCUCGGGUUCCGCCCCGAUCGGGGUGUCUUGCAGUGGCCCCAGAGUUGGGGGCUAGCGAGGAAGGGGCGCUCGGGGUCUCCGCAGGAAUUCGAGAUGCGAGGCGGUGGCCGGCCCCGCGGGGCGCCUCGCGCACGGGCGUCGGCAAGUGCGGCGGCGAGGGAAGAGUUACGGUCCAACAAAAUAACCUCCUCCAGCGUCCUCUGUGAUCACACUCUUCACAGCUGUCACUGUGGGGAUGUCCUUGAUUCUUCCUGUCCCCCCCUCUACUGCUUCUCCACGGACAUGCAUUGGUUCUUUGGAUGUGGCCGGCAAGAACAGUACUCAGGUCUGGGGACCUCUGUAGGCAUGGAUAUGAUCUUGGCGCACUCCCCAGGCACACAGGUACCUGUGAUGACAGUGAGUCCUUGGAGAUGGGCCAGUGCCUCCCCACUGACUUCCCAUGAACCCCACUUAGUGUCACCUGACUGUGGAGUGAGGUGCCAGGUGGGUGUCACUGAUGAUUGGGCCACCAGCUCCAGCCUCAGCUCUGGUCUUGCUACGUCUGCCCCUUCCUUCUCCCCAGAAGCCCUCUUGUCUGUCUUGAGCUCUGGCUGGGACUGCAUUAAUGUCUGGAGCCACCUCUGGGUCUCAGCUGUGCGUGGGCAGCCUACAGACAGGCUGCCUCUGACACUCACAGCAGCGCCUCUCAACCCCGUAGAGCACUCUUUCCCUUCCGUCUUCUCCCGCACGUCCACGUGGGCAUGGGGGUGUUUCUGGACAGCAGCAAGAGGAUCCCCCGCAGUCUCAGCUUGUCCACCUCCUCCCUGAGUGGGGCUGGGGCUCCCCUGGCUCUGGAGGCAGAGUGGCCACUGCCCCAGCUCAGAGUGCAAAGAUGUCAUGUUUCCCUCUCCUUUCUGGGCAGGCGUUCAAAGGACUGUGCUCCCAGCCAGUAAAUCCUAAGUCAGCGGCAUGGGACAGAUACUGGUAAUUAAAAUACCAUCGAUUUCAGAGUGAGAGAAGUCACGCCCUGAUUCCACCUGCCUUCCUGGCAGAGGUGAGGAGGGUGUAGAACUGUACAGGAUGGGUGGAUUUUCAAGGCUGAGAGGAAGCAGCAGGGAGAUAGAGAGGGCAUUUGCCGGGUAGGAGGUGGGCAAAGCCUGAGGCCAGGAGGCCUGGUGGCUGGAGGGGAGGAGGGGCAUGAAAGAGAAGGGGCGAAGGGGAGGGAGCAGGGUGCUCCCCAGGAAUCCGGUGCUCCUUACAACAGGGACCCCUUCAAGUCUGCAUUCCCCUCACAGUGACAGUAUUUCAUGGUGUUUGAUAGCCCAGCUUUGUUUGGGCAGCCCUGAGGCUUGGCCACACAACUCCAGUGGUCUCCAUGGAGACUGCUCUGAAAAACAGUAACAACACUUUUCUUUCUUUCU
Microcebus murinus (gray mouse lemur) is the source of this 1981-nucleotide messenger RNA. NCBI's taxonomy places the organism in Eukaryota, Metazoa, Chordata, Mammalia, Primates, Cheirogaleidae. The record is from RefSeq and is a predicted model, not a curated record.